AAAAACCACAGUGUUGUCCCUGAGUUCAUCCUCCUCGGGCUGUCUGCCGACCCCCACACCCAGGCCCUGCUCUUUGUGCUCUUCCUGGCGAUUUACCUCCUGACCCUGAUGGGGAACCUGGUGAUGCUGCUGGUGAUCAGGGCCGAUUCUCACCUCCACACCCCCAUGUACUUUUUCCUGGGACAACUGUCCUUCCUGGAUCUCUGCCAUUCUUCUGUCACUGUACCCAAGCUGUUGGAAAAUCUACUGUCAGAGAAGAAAACAAUCUCAGUAGAAGGCUGCCUGGCUCAAGUCUUCUUUGUGUUUGCCACAGGGGGCACCGAGUCCUGUCUACUGGCAGUGAUGGCCUAUGACCGCUAUGUUGCCAUCAGCUCCCCUCUGCUUUACGGCCAGGUGAUGAGUAACCAGCUCUGUGUAGGGCUGGUGUGGGGCUCCUGGGGCUUGGCUUUUCUGGAUGCUUCUAUCAAUAUCCUUGUAGCUCUCAAUUUAGACUUUUGUGAGGCUCAAAAUAUCCACCACUUCAGCUGUGAGCUGCCUUCUCUAUAUCCUCUGUCUUGUUCUGAUGUGUCUGCAAGUUUUACUGCCCUGCUUUGCUCCAGCCUCCUGCAUUUCUUUGGAAAUUUCCUCCUGAUCUUUUUCUCCUAUGUUCGCAUUUUGUCCACCAUCCUGAGCAUCAGCUCCACCACAGGCAGAAGCAAGGCCUUCUCCACCUGCUCCUCCCACCUCACUGCAGUGAUCUUCUUUUAUGGCUCAGGAUUGCUCCGCUAUCUCAUGCCAAACUCAGGAUCCACUCAAGAGUUAAUCUUCUCCUUGCAGUACAGCGUGAUCACUCCCAUGCUGAAUCCUCUUAUCUACAGCCUAAAGAACAAGGAGGUAAAGGCAGCUAUGAGGAGAAUGUUGAAAAAAUGUUUCUAG
This is a messenger RNA of Choloepus didactylus (southern two-toed sloth), 915 nucleotides long. Its product is annotated as olfactory receptor 8S1-like. Gene Ontology annotation, biological process: G protein-coupled receptor signaling pathway. Gene Ontology annotation, molecular function: G protein-coupled receptor activity; olfactory receptor activity. Gene Ontology annotation, cellular component: membrane. Lineage: Eukaryota; Metazoa; Chordata; Mammalia; Pilosa; Megalonychidae. The record is from RefSeq and is a predicted model, not a curated record. The transcript has a single exon. Bases 109 to 915 code for a protein of 268 amino acids.